Spinacia oleracea (spinach) is the source of this 844-nucleotide messenger RNA. RefSeq names its product expansin-like A2. Bases 65 to 298 code for a protein of 77 amino acids. Lineage: Eukaryota; Viridiplantae; Streptophyta; Magnoliopsida; Caryophyllales; Amaranthaceae. The transcript has 2 exons. The record is from RefSeq and is a predicted model, not a curated record.
CUAUAUACGAAGUACUACGUAUAUAUCAAGCAUUACCAUCUUAAAUUUCAACAUCCCAAACAAAAUGGGUAUUUUCCUCUGUAUCAUCUUCCUCUUGUUCUCAUCUGCUUCUGCAUCUUGUAACCAAUGUGUGUUAGCAAAAGCUACUUUCUUUCGGAGUUCUAAAGGUCUUUCUGGUGGAUCUUGUGGGUAUGGAGCCGUAGCACUGGACUUCCAUGGUGGACAUGUUGCAGCUGCUGUUCCUUGUAUUUACAAGAACGGUGAAAGAUGUGGUGCUUGCUUUCAGGUACUUAAUUAAUUUGUUUUAUUUCGAGGGCCUUUUUAUCAUUAAUCAUGGAUGCUACUACAAGUCUACAAGUACUAGAUUGAGUGAGCAGUAACUAUGGGGCUUCCCUGAGCCGAAACUAUGGGGCAGUCUGGGACACAAACAAUGCUCCAAGGGGGAAUCUGACUUUCAGGUUUAUCAUCAACUCGGGCUACGAUGCACGCUACUUCUAUACCAGUGAAGAUGUCCUGCCUGCCAACUGGAAGCCUGGUGUUACAUAUUACUCUACUCACCAAAUCAAUGAUAUUGCAUUAGAAGGAUGCGCUCCUUGUAAUUCCUGGAACUAAAUCGCUUAGGUCUCCUUGAGUACGUCCAUGUAUCAAAUUUGUUCACAUCAGUUAGCUUUUUACCUUCACCUACUCUUUUUUCACCUUCUUUUACUAGAAUUUCAAUUUCAUACUUUCAUGUCAUGAUCAGCUACAAUUUUAUGUACUCAACUAAUGUCAUGUAUCACAAAUUCAUAUGGAAUAACACUUUGUUGAAACCCAUUUUUUCACAUAUUAUUAGACUUGACAAAAU